AUGGCCUACGCUCACUCAAACGCCGGCACUCCAUCGAGCACCCAGCCGGAACAGUCGUACGAGGAACUCAAGAACCCUAUCCCUUCUAUAAAGAUAGAUGCAGUUGGAGUUACCGUGCUGCGUCAACCGGCCGAUAGAAACAUUCCCAUGAUCAAUAUUACAUCUCCUCAAGUUGUUAUCGAAAAUUCAAGCCCAUCACAGUCAGUAUUGUGUGCGGCCGAUCCACAAGUUGCGUCGGGCCAUAUCAUUCAGCCAGAGCAUACCCUCGAAGACGACCCAACCGUCGUUGUCGCGUGGGGCGGCAAGAUCAAGGAGCAUCAACUGCAGCAUGACCCUCGUUCCGAAACUAGUUCGCUGCAGAGAGCAAAAGAGCACGAUCUAAAAGAAGACGUUAGCCAUGAAAAACCGAGGCCGAAUCCGGAGCAUACCCUUGUCGAGUGCACUGACGGAACUAUCUCGCCACCUUCGGGAUUCGUCCAGACCAGCACAGACUUGUUCUCUAUGGAAGAGGUACCAGAGCAUACAGGUAUCAGCAUCGGAGCAUCCUGUCUCGUAGACGAUGACUCGAAGACGCAGUCCGCUACGAGGCAUUCCCCUGUCGUUCCUGCUUUCAAGCCAGGUGAAAGAUCAGACAAGGCCAGCGUGUAG
Molecule: messenger RNA, 648 nt
Organism: Beauveria bassiana ARSEF 2860
Lineage: Eukaryota; Fungi; Ascomycota; Sordariomycetes; Hypocreales; Cordycipitaceae
Exons: 2
Coding region: 1-648 (215 amino acids)
Source: RefSeq, a predicted model, not a curated record